CUUCUUCUCAACAAUCUCUAUCGAAAUCCAGCAACGAAAAUGGGGUUUCUGAAGGAUAACGGCGUCGUUUACAAACCUGUCAAUGAAAUCGAUCUCAGCCCUCACAGCGAUGAAGUCUACCUCUAUGCCGACGUCAAAGCUCCUCGAAUGGCUGGAACUGUUGCGAGGAUAUUCGUUUGGUUUCUGGAGAUGAAGAUCAUCGGCGAUGUAUUGCUGUAUUUCCUGAAGAAGAACAAUCGAAUUCAGAAGCUUGUUUCAUUUGCAGUAUUGGAUGAAUCACCUUUAUAUGUUCCUUUGCAGCCUUAUGAAGAUGUUAAACAACGUGAAGAAUCAAAAUGCAUAGACUCAGGUUUGACUCCAGCAGAACAAGUUCAACAAGCCAAGGAAUGUUUACAGUUUUUAGACAAAAAUUUGGAUGAAAGUUUUCAUCGUUGGACAAUAAUGGAUUAUUCAAGAGCAUAUAAAUCGCAAAAAAUAACCCCUCUCAUGGUUGCAGAGCGGUUGGUAUCUGCAGUCAUGCAAUCUUCCGCUCCAGGGACGGAUAUGUCAUUUUUCAUUAAUUAUGAAUCUCGUGAUAUUCUAAAGCAAGCUACCGAGUCAACUCUUCGGUAUGAGAGAGGUGAACCGAUUUCAAUACUAGAUGGAGUCCCAAUUGCUAUUAAAGAUGAAAUAGAUUGUAUGCCAUAUCCAACAACAGGGGGUUCAAAGUGGUUGCAUAAGGUAAGACCUUGCAAAGAAGAUGCUUGUUGUGUUAAGCGACUCAGAUCAUGUGGUGCCAUUCUUGUGGGAAAAACAAAUAUGCAUGAGCUUGGGGCAGGAACCAGUGGAAUCAACCCUCAUUAUGGGACAACCCGGAAUCCAUAUGAUCCGAACAGAAUCUCUGGUGGUUCAUCUAGUGGAUCUGCUGCUGUUGUUUGUGCAGGGCUAUGCCCUGUAGCCCUUGGUGUUGAUGGGGGAGGAUCGGUGAGAAUGCCAGCUGCUCUCUGUGGUGUUGUUGGUUUAAAACCAUCUUUUGGUCGCAUAUCAUACUCUGGGGUUAUUCCUUGGAACUGGACAGUUGGAAUGGUUGGGAUACUAGCGGGCACAGUUGAGGAUUCGUUGAUCGUUUAUGCUGCGGUGAGCGGAGGAGCUGAAACACAACAACCAACUAUGAAUCAGCAGCCUAAACUAUAUAUCCCCUUGCUAAAGCCUUCUAAUCAAAUGUCUGGUAUCAAGCUUGCAAAAUCUAAAGAGUGGUUUAAUGAUUGCAGUGAUGACAUCAGAAUAUGCUGUUUAACUGCUCUGGAUAAUCUCUAUAAAUGCUACGGAUGGCAGACUGUGGAAGUGACCAUACCAGAUAUAGAGGCAAUGCGUUUGGCACAUUAUGUAACUAUAGGUUCAGAAUGUUCAGCUUCUUUUGCUCAUUAUUUGGAAAAAUUUGAUAAGUCAGAAUCUGGAUCCGAUGUAAGAGUAGCACUUUCUGUAUACGGAGCUUUCAGUAGUAGGGAUUACUUACAAGCACAACGCAUAAGGAAUCGUCAAAUGAAGAUUCAUGAAAAGAUAUUUGGUAUGGCUGAUGUCAUCGUUACACCUACAGUCGGCAUAACAGCAUAUGAAAUAAAGGAUGAUGUUAAGAAAACCGGUGAACUCGACUAUGUUAAUGGAGCUUCACUCAUUCGAUAUUCUAUAGCUGGAAACUUUCUAGGACUUCCAGCUGUCACUGUGCCGAUUGGAUAUGACAAACUUGGAUUGCCCAUUGGCAUUCAAUUUAUUGGAAAACAUUGGUCUGAAGAUAUGUUGAUACAGAUAGCCUAUGCAAUGGAGGCAUUGUGCAAGGCAGAAUAUAAAAAGCCAAAGGUUUACUAUGAUCUACUAACAGAGAUCUAACCACAUUUCAGAUUACCUAAUCACAGGAUUUUUAAAAAAUAGAUGAAUAAUAACAACAGAUAUUUCCUUCAGUUAUAGACACAUACUAGAAUGUCAAGGUUAAAAAUGCACUUCUUUACUUUCUUUUCAUGUUAUAGAAUUCGAACUUUGCAAAUAAAAAGUGAUUGAAAUUUAAUGAACGAGACUGAAACUGGAACCGAUGUCAAUGGACAAAAAUUGAAAUUUUUUACUCGCUCUCGAUUUCUCAUCUGUGCAAAAGACUUUAAUGCCCUCCACAUCCUCAUUAAUAAUAGCCCUACAAAAUUUGUCUAAGCUGCAUUUGUUAAUCAAACACAACCAGACAAACUUUCUAGGGCUAAAUGGCUUAAUAAUAACGAUGAGGAUGACGAGGGCAUUAACGUCUUUUGUACAUAUGAGCUAUCGAAAGCCCAUCAGGGUCCCACUUUUUUGGGUGUAACAAAAACAUUGCCAUUUUUAUCCCAUUGAGAUCAGUCUCAGUCCAAUGUAUGUCGAACACACUACAACCUAUUCAACCAUGUUCAUUCCUAGCUCUAAUAUAUGAAAAAGUAAAUUGCACAAAACAAGGACAUAUACACGUAUAUUUUUGUAUGCUUCAUGUUCUUGUAUCGAAUGUAAUACUAUAAUAUAUUAUAUUGUAGUGUAUGUAUCACCUUAAGAUAAUGUAAUAAAAUCUUGUAAAGAUUGAACCAAACUUGGAGGCCAAUGCUUUGUAUCUUUUACAUAUCCAAGAUCCGUAUAUUUUGGAUCAAGAAGAGUUGCUAUUGUGAACUGGUUUUCAGCAAGCACAGGUGCAUGCUUAUCAGAGUAUAAUGCUGCUGCUAGAGCCGCAUGUACUUCUGGACUUCCUUUUAAAGAAAUGGAAACAUCCUCCAUUUCUGCAAUUGCUUCGUUUUUGUCCCCAACUUCAUAUAAGGCUAAGGCUCUACCAACUCUUGCAUACUCUGAAAGAGCAAAGUCUUUGUAUUCUCUUACAACCUGUGUAAAGUAUUUGAGAGCUUGGACAUAAUCACCCUGGGCCUGAAAUUCCCUCCCUUUCUCAAGAAGCUCCACCGCUUCCGCCACUCUCCGGGAUACCUCCGAGCUCGCAGCUCUCUCGGCAUCCGUAACCGGAUCGAAAAUAGACGCUGCAACAGCUGAACCCGAACAGCAACUCAGCUGAAUCGUUGUGAUUGAAAUUGGAAUAGAAAGCAACAGUAAUUGUCUCCUUUGUAUUGUUAAUUGGGGCUUCGAAGAUGAGGAAACGAUGAUGAACAAGGGCUUCCUUUUGUUGACAGUGAUUAGGGUUUUGUUAGGGUUGGGAAGAAGAUGGGAAAUUGGUGGGCUACAAGCACCCAUUGAUCUACUUUUCUUGUUUUGAAGGCUUGACUGCUUGGUUUUUGUUAGGAGUUGCGAUAUAAGGACUAGUCCCUCCUUUUCCCUAAAUUAU
Lactuca saligna is the source of this 3313-nucleotide messenger RNA. NCBI's taxonomy places the organism in Eukaryota, Viridiplantae, Streptophyta, Magnoliopsida, Asterales, Asteraceae. The record is from the annotation of a GenBank genome assembly.